CGGGACCAUGAAUACUUAAUAAAAUGGAAAGGCUGGCCGCUGCAAGACUGUUCGUGGGAGCCGUCAGAAAACCUAACUGAGGCCUUAAUUAGGUAAGAAUACAUGUUAAAGUUAUUUGUUUUUUAUUAUCAGCAACAUAAACAUUAAUUUUAAUAAAUCUUUGCCAGCAUUCUUUUAUUAUUCAAUAUUAGGGAAAUCUGCAUUUAGAGAUUUAACUUGUAAAAGCUUUACAUGAAGUUUUAGAAGCACAAAAAGGUUAUUAUUUUUAUUUUUUUAUUUAUUUAAUUUCUUAGGAGCUAUGAAAAACCAUUCAAGCCAAGUGAAGAGAGACUGCAAGAAGCAGCUCACAACUUUUCAACGGCAAUCCUCUCAGCAUUUAAGAGUUCUUCGGUGUCUCCAUUUUAUGUGCACAUGCAUCUGGAUGUGUGGAGGUUCCUUUCUUACAAGAAAGGGACAGCUUCACAACAUAGAGGACAUGUUUUGUAUUGUAAAAAUGACUUUGUUAGAUUUACUACAUUGCCGAUGUACUGGUGGUACUAUUAAGACAUGCAUGGAGAAGGGAAAGCAGUGGAUUUUCCACUGAAGAUUAAGCCUGUCCUGACGUGGUCCCCUGCUCACCACUACAGGAAAGGAGGCAAGCUUGUCCAGGCCUCUCCAUUCCCGAUGGAGAAGUUAUGUAUCACACUGAUCAAGCGGGCAUGUGACAUUGACAACCUUGAUGAAGUACAGUGA
Molecule: messenger RNA, 732 nt
Organism: Porites lobata
Lineage: Eukaryota; Metazoa; Cnidaria; Anthozoa; Scleractinia; Poritidae
Source: the annotation of a GenBank genome assembly